AUGCUUACGGUCCUUCAAAUAGGAAAUACAAGUGUGUUUUCAAGUCCAUGCGAUAAAUAGUUGAUCAGAUUAAAAAAUAAUUAAUCAAACGUGGUCAAAUUUCACAAGCGAGGCGACUUUUUCUUCCACAAGCAGAAUGUAUUAACCGAAAUUAAUUAAUUAAAUCUGUGACUAAUUCGGUGACAAUCUACUUCGUAUUUCGAUAUUAGGUAUAGUGGCGUCAUCUGACGGAGAUUGCACAAACUUAAAUGACGAUCACACUUUCAUAACUCUAGAUAUUCUCCAUUUAAGUUUAAUUGAUUAUAUUAAAAUUAUUGCUUGCGUUAAAAGAAUUUUCUUUCUUUUGUUUGCAGUAUCCGAGAGUUACAGCAGUUAUGUAAAUUCGAUGUACGCCAGCGGGGCCCAAUUUGCCACUCCUUGCACUCCUAGCCCACCACGGGGACCCGGUGGAGUUCCAACGAGCGUGAUUCAAGCAGCAACCAGUUCAGUUUCCGAUGACUUGUAUCUGCUGGAAUUAGGUUUUCCCCCACGGUCGAAAAAGAACAAGCUGAAAAAGCCACGCCAAGGGGAUGGCGCCGCGGUGAAGAGGAAAUCUCGCGAGGGUUCAACGACGUACCUAUGGGAGUUCUUGUUAAAGUUGCUACAGGAUCGAGAGUACUGCCCUCGAUACAUCAAAUGGACGAAUCGUGAACGAGGUGUCUUCAAACUGGUGGACAGCAAGGCGGUCUCUCGCUUAUGGGGUUUGCACAAGAAUAAACCGGACAUGAAUUACGAAACGAUGGGCAGAGCUCUACGUUAUUAUUAUCAGCGUGGUAUACUGGCGAAAGUGGACGGGCAACGGUUGGUCUAUCAGUUUGUCGACGUACCGAAGGAUAUUAUAGAAAUUGACUGUACCGGCGCGUGA
Molecule: messenger RNA, 904 nt
Organism: Heterotrigona itama
Lineage: Eukaryota; Metazoa; Arthropoda; Insecta; Hymenoptera; Apidae
Source: the annotation of a GenBank genome assembly